Alligator sinensis (Chinese alligator) is the source of this 1017-nucleotide messenger RNA. It is a transcript of the gene SLFNL1, whose product is annotated as schlafen like 1. The record is from RefSeq and is a predicted model, not a curated record. Lineage: Eukaryota; Metazoa; Chordata; Crocodylia; Alligatoridae. Gene Ontology annotation, molecular function: RNA binding. The coding region runs from base 1 to 1017 and encodes 338 amino acids. The transcript has 3 exons.
AUGGACGGUUUGUCAGAGCCACCAGCGGAGAAGCCCUUGGCAAAGGAGUGUGUAGAAGAGCCUGUGGAGCAAGGGCUGCUUGGCAGGACUCGCUCCUAUGUGUUGUACAUUGGAAAUUUGAACCCCAAAUACUCCCAGGAGAUCCUCCGCAGCAUGCUGAAGGACAUCCUGGGCACAGCCACCAUCACCUUGCAAAGGCAUGACAUUGAGGUGGUGAAGAAACCACGACAGGCCUACGCAUUUGUUCAAGUAACAACUGAGAUGGACCUUGAGUGCAUCCUGAAGCAGCUCCUGGUCACCUCGGAGAUGGAGCAGAAGCUGGUGAAGGAGCUUGUGAUGAAAGGGAAAACGCUGGUGGUGGGGGAUGGCAGGAGAGGCUCAGCUAGUGCAAAGGAGGAGAUCGUGGGCCAGGAGCGCUUGUUCUAUGGAGCAUUCAUGGGCAGUGAAAGCAGGAACGUGGAGUUCAAGCGGGGCAGUGGGGAGUACCUGAGUGGGACCCUCAAGUACCAUGUCCGGAAGUAUGCGUGCGCCUUUCUCAACAGCGAAGGAGGCAGCCUGUUUGUUGGGGUGGAGGACAGUGGCUUUGUGCAUGGGGUCAGGUGUGGGCAUAAGGAGGAAGAUCGUGUCCGUUUGCUCGUCGAUUCUAUUCUGAAAGGGUUCAAGCCACAGGUGUUCCCCGAUGCCUACGCUUUGACCUUCAUCCCAGUGAUCAAAGCUGAAGACACAGGGAUCUUCCUGAAGGUGGUCCGGCUCAGCAUCCACCCACCCCGACCACAGGGAGAGGUGCUGCUCUAUGAAACGGACCAGGGAGAGGUGUACCUGCGCAGGGAUGGCAGCAUCCAGGGGCCGCUCUCUGGAAGUGCCAUUCAGGAGUGGUGUAGGCAGAAAUGGACAGCGGAAGUCAGGAAGCUGGAGGAGAGGAUACAGACGCUGGUGAAGGAGAACGAGAAGCUACAGCAACAAGUCAACCAGGAGCAGAGCGCAAAUCCCAACUCUAGAUUCUGCACCAUGGUGUGA